GCACUCCUCCUAGCUGCAUAAGGGAAUACUUUUGAAUCCAACGCAUUUUGGCCUGAAUCCCAGCAGAAAACACACGGAAACAAGAACGCUGAAAUCAUGGCGGGGAAACCUAAGCUGCACUAUACCAAGGGAAGGGGGAAGAUGGAGUCAAUCCGAUGGCUGUUGGCAGCAGCUGGGGUUGAGUUUGAGGAAGAUUUUAUAGAAACAAAGGAAGACCUAGAAAAAUUACGCAAUGAUGGCUCCCUGCUGUUUCAACAAGUGCCCAUGGUGGAGAUGGACGGGAUGAAGAUGGUGCAGACCAGAGCCAUCCUCAGCUACAUAGCAGCCAAGCACAACCUCUAUGGGAAGGACCUGAAGGAGAGAGCCUGGAUUGAUAUGUAYGUGGAGGGAACGACUGACUUGAUGGGAAUGAUCAUGUAUCUCCCUUUUCAAACAGCUGAAGUAAAAGAGAAGAAUCUUGCCUUAAUCAUUGAACGUGCUAAAAACAGAUACUUUCCUGUCUAUGAAAAGGCCUUAAAAGACCAUGGACAUGACUAUCUUGUUGGCAACAAAUUAAGCUGGGCUGACAUCCAUCUGCUGGAAGCCAUUUUAAUGGCAGAAGAAUGUCAGGCUGAUAUACUUUCUGCAUUCCCUCUGCUGCAGGCUUUUAAAGGAAGGAUAAGCAACAUUCCAACAAUUAAAAAGUUCUUGCAGCCUGGCAGCCAGAGGAAACCACCAAUGGAUGAGAAGUCUGUUGCACGUGUGAGGGCAAUAUUCAAUUUCUAAUGGGGGUGGUUGCUGAAGACCAUGCAAGUGCAGUGUAGUGGCUGACCUAUGUCUCCUAGGUGUGAACUGCACACAUAUACUCUGGGGCUUGCAUCAUAUAGCUGGUCACGUGAAAAUCUCUUAAUCAAAAAGUAUAUUUUGCUUCAAAGGCUGAUGACUGUAGCUGAGCUGUAGCUAUUGAUUUCAGAAAAUAGUAUU
Messenger RNA from Nothoprocta perdicaria, 963 nucleotides. RefSeq names its product glutathione S-transferase. The record is from RefSeq and is a predicted model, not a curated record. The coding region runs from base 97 to 765 and encodes 222 amino acids. Gene Ontology annotation, biological process: xenobiotic metabolic process; glutathione metabolic process. Gene Ontology annotation, molecular function: glutathione transferase activity. The transcript has 7 exons. NCBI's taxonomy places the organism in Eukaryota, Metazoa, Chordata, Aves, Tinamiformes, Tinamidae.